GUCAGCUGGCAGCACGGUCGCGAUUGACAGAUUGAUUACCAUUCUAGAACUGCAACACAGUGUUUCACGUUGUGCAUUACGCAAAGUUUAUCUACCGGUAAAGUGUGUAAUAUAUCGCCAAAAUCAACCCAGCAAUGGCAACGCAGUUCCUGAAUCGUAUCGGUCAGCUCGGUCUAGGAGUGGCCGUCAUCGGCGGUGUUGUAAACUCGGCGUUAUAUAACGUUGACGGUGGUCAUCGGGCGGUCAUUUUCGAUCGAUUCAGCGGCGUCAAGCAGCAGGUGACCGGCGAGGGCACACACUUCUUCGUGCCGUGGGUGCAGCGGCCGAUCAUUUUCGACAUUCGGUCGCAGCCGCGCAACGUACCGGUCAUCACCGGUAGUAAGGAUCUGCAGAACGUCAACAUCACGCUCCGUAUUCUGUUCCGCCCGGUGCCGGACCAGCUGCCAAAGAUCUACACCAUCCUCGGGCAGGAUUACGACGAGCGGGUGCUCCCCUCCAUCACGACGGAAGUGCUGAAGGCGGUCGUGGCCCAGUUCGAUGCGGGCGAGCUGAUCACGCAGCGUGAGAUGGUGUCGCAGAAGGUGUCGGACGAUCUGACCGAGCGUGCCGCCCAGUUCGGCGUGAUACUGGACGACAUCUCCAUUACGCAUCUCACGUUCGGCAAGGAGUUUACGCAGGCCGUCGAAAUGAAGCAGGUCGCGCAGCAGGAGGCCGAGAAGGCCCGCUUCAUGGUGGAGAAGGCGGAGCAGAUGAAGCAGGCGGCCAUCAUUACGGCCGAGGGUGACGCACAGGCCGCCCAGAUGUUGGCCCGUUCGCUCAAAGAGUCCGGCGAUGGUUUGAUCGAGCUGCGACGUAUUGAGGCGGCCGAGGAUAUCGCUUACCAGAUGAGCCGGUCGCGUGGCGUCAACUAUCUGCCGGCCGGACAGCAGACGCUGCUCAGUCUGCCACAGUAAGGGGUGGGAAGGGGAUGGCAGAGGAGGUUGUCCCCAGCUCGCAAGCUUACAACUUUAAAAUAACGACGUUGUGUGUCGGGAGAGAAUUUGGUUUAAGUCGAAAUGCUGUUUUGCUGUCCACCACCAGAUUACGUUGAGCUACGCAAAUGCCAAUUAGCGGGGCGGACUAAUACUAGUUACGAGAGGAUCGAGUUGUUUUAUUGAAGGUACCUCUCCUUCGCUGCCGCGACUAAACGGUCAACAACCCCUUCUUAAAUGCAUUAGGAUCGUUCAUUGGAAAUGCAUUUUGGUGGACGUUGGAAGCAUUUGCGCACGUGCGGUUCUUCAGCCCGGUGGUGUUUAUAAUAGGAAUAGCGUUAGAAAGGUAAUUUCGGGGGAAGAGGAUACCGUCUCACCAGGGUGGAUAUGAAUCCUUAGCACCGCAUGAAAGCAUUGGUGUAAACAGUGCAUUUAAGAGAAAAAAAUGGCGAGGAAGAUUAAAUCAUUAUUAAAUACCUCUAA
This is a messenger RNA of Anopheles coluzzii, 1454 nucleotides long. RefSeq names its product protein l(2)37Cc (gene Phb1). The transcript has 3 exons. The record is from RefSeq and is a predicted model, not a curated record. Gene Ontology annotation, cellular component: membrane; mitochondrion. NCBI's taxonomy places the organism in Eukaryota, Metazoa, Arthropoda, Insecta, Diptera, Culicidae. Bases 135 to 953 code for a protein of 272 amino acids. Gene Ontology annotation, biological process: mitochondrion organization.